GUAACAGAAACCCAACCCCUUUAAUAUCUCCUCCUCCUCCCCCUAUAUAUAUACCUCCCCACAUUUUCUUUCCCUUCACUCAAACCACCACACUUCUACUUAAUUCUCCAAUGGAGUUUCUUCUGUCCGCCAUUGUUUUUGUCCCAUUAGCUUCCUUCUUCCUCCUCCGUUCCCUUCUCAAAUUCUUCUCUUUAGGGCCAAUCAAACUCCCCCUCCCCCCUGGCACUCUGGGUUGGCCUUACAUUGGGGAAACCUUCCUUCUCUACUCUCAGAAUCCCAACGUUUUCUUCGCCUCUAAAGUCAAGAAGUAUGGCUCUAUUUUCAAGACCCACAUACUGGGUUGCCGCUGUGUGAUGAUUUCCAGCCCGGCGGUGGCGAAGAUGGUGCUAGUCACCAAGGCUGACCUCUUCAAGCCCACAUUUCCGGCGAGUAAAGAGAGGAUGCUGGGGAAACAGGCUAUUUUCUUUCACCAGGGAGACUACCAUGCCCGGUUGAGAAGGCUUGUUCUCCGGGCGUUCAUGCCGGAAUCCAUCAGAGCCAUAGUCCCCGACGUUGAAUCCAUCGCCGGAGCAACUCUCCGGUCCUUGGAGGGCCGUCUGGUCAAUACCUACCAAGAAAUGAAAACCUACACGUUCAAUGUGGCUUUGCUUUCCAUAUUCGGAAAGGAUGAAGUUCUGUACAGGGAGGAUCUAAAGACGUGUUAUUACAUUCUGGAGAAAGGGUAUAAUUCCAUGCCUAUAAAUUUCCCCGGAACACUCUUCAACAAAGCCAUGAAAGCCAGAAAGGAACUAGCCCAGAUUCUGGCCAAAAUCAUCUCUUGCAGAAGGCAAAACGGCGAAAUCUACAACGACUUGUUGGGAUCAUUCAUGGGAGAUAAGGAAAGCCUCUCCGACGACCAAAUUGCCGACAACGUCAUCGGAGUCAUCUUCGCAGCCCGUGACACUACAGCUAGUGUUCUCACCUGGGUCAUCAAAUUCCUAGCUGAAAACCCCACUGUUCUACAAGCAGUCACAGAAGAGCAAGAAGGGAUUUUGAGAUCAAAAGAGGAGAGUGGAGAAGAGAAGAUUCUUAGCUUUGCAGAUUCCAAGAAGAUGCCUGUUACUACUAGAGUGAUUCAAGAAACACUCAGAGUGGCUUCAAUCUUAUCUUUUACAUUUAGAGAAGCUGUUGAAGAUGUGGAGUUAGAAGGCUACCUAAUUCCAAAAGGGUGGAAAGUGUUGCCCCUGUUUAGAAACAUUCAUCACAGCCCAGAAAAUUUUUCAGAUCCAGAGAAGUUUGACCCUUCAAGAUUUGAGGUAUCUCCAAGGCCCAAUACAUUCAUGCCAUUUGGCAGUGGGACACAUGCAUGCCCUGGGAAUGAAUUAGCCAAGUUGGAGAUUUUGGUCUUUGUACACCAUCUGACCACAAAGUACAGGUGGUCUGUGGUGGGCCCACAGAAUGGAAUACAGUAUGGGCCCUUUGCACUUCCCCAGAAUGGUUUACCCAUCAGGCUCUAUCCUAAACCUGCAAACCAGUUAUAAGCAUUAAGGGAAUGCUUAAGAUUUGUCUCUCCAUUAAUCCAUUAAAAACCAAAAUGAUCAGAUGGAACAACACUUUUACAAAGAACGCCCAUGGUUUUCACAACAGCAAGUUGAAGAUGAAGAAAAAAGAUAUCAUGAGUGAUAUAUAUAUAUUUAAAUAUAUAAAUCAGGUGAGGAGUGAUGGGAAUUACAUGGAAACAAAGUGCACAUAGAGAUGGCCGGAGUUCCCAUAGUAGGUAGGAGUCUUAAAAUAAGAGAUUGUUAAAAAUUCUUUUGUUUCCAGACAAGAUGAGAAAGCCAGCUUUAUAGGUAUGGCUGGAGCCUAGUAAUUAGCAAAAAAUGAUUUUUUUUUUCUCACCCUCCCCAUUUGAUUGUUUGCAAUUUCUUACAUGUAUGGAUCGGAAGUCCGCAAGGCAAAUCAAUGAACAUUUCUUUCACUCUUA
This is a messenger RNA of Cuscuta epithymum, 1963 nucleotides long. The record is from the annotation of a GenBank genome assembly. NCBI's taxonomy places the organism in Eukaryota, Viridiplantae, Streptophyta, Magnoliopsida, Solanales, Convolvulaceae.